This is a messenger RNA of Oncorhynchus tshawytscha (Chinook salmon), 1963 nucleotides long. Its product is annotated as protein tweety homolog 3-like. The record is from RefSeq and is a predicted model, not a curated record. Gene Ontology annotation, cellular component: plasma membrane. Gene Ontology annotation, molecular function: intracellularly calcium-gated chloride channel activity; volume-sensitive chloride channel activity. NCBI's taxonomy places the organism in Eukaryota, Metazoa, Chordata, Actinopteri, Salmoniformes, Salmonidae.
UCGGUGCUGUUGCUAGGCGGAAUAGUGUUGGUGUGUCUGGCUCUGGACCUCCUCUUCCUCCUCUUCUACUCUUUCUGGCUGUGCUGCCGACGACGCAAGACCCAUGACGACACAUUCUCACUCACACACACACCAGCCCCCAACCCUGACUGCUGUUGUACAGCCUGGUGUGUCAUCAUCGCCACGCUCGUCUGCAGUGCCGGCAUCGCCGUGGGUUUCUAUGGAAAUGGGGAGUCAUGUGAUGGAGCCAACCGCCUGGCGUAUUCUCUACGGCACGCCAACCGCACCGUGGCAGGGGUCGACAAACUGGUGACGGACAGUGCCCUGUCUCUGAACCAGACAGUGGAGGGAGGUCUGGUCCAGUUGGAGACGGUCUACUCUGAACAGACUGACUACGUGUCCAUCGUCCAGAAGCUCCAGGGUCAGCUGGAUGAGCUGGUCAGACUCAUGGUGGACAUCCCCUUCUGGAGUAACUCUGAGAUAUCCCUAGAAGACCUGGCCUUCAAGACGGAAGCCUUUGACUGGUACAGGUGGCUGGUAUACCUGACUCUGCUGCUGUUUGAUGUUCUGAUCUGUCUGCUGGUUCUGUUCGGACUGAUACGCAACUCUAAAGGCACUCUGAUUGGGGUGUGUUUGUUGGGUGUUCUGACUCUCAUCAUCAGCUGGGGGUCUCUGGGACUGGAGCUGGCAGCUGCCGCGACGGCCAGCGACUUCUGUGUCUCCCCGGAUACCUACAUCACCAGGGUAACCAAGGAGAACGCUGUCAUCAACCAAGAUAUCCUGCAGUAUUACCUGAGGUGCAGCAGUGGCCAAUCAAAUCCUUUCCAGCAUAAGCUGUCUGGCAGUCACAAAGCCCUGGUUGAGAUGCAAGAUGACGUGGCAGAACUCCUACAGUCAGCUAUACGGGAUUACCCCAACACCAAGGGGACUCUGGAACAGAUUCAGACUGUGUUGAACUCUACGGAGGUUGGCCUUCAUCAACUCACCGCUCUGGUCGACUGUCGCAGCCUGCACAUGGACUAUGUCCAGGCUCUAACAGGGUUGUGUUAUGAUGGAGUGGAGGGGCUGAUCUACCUGGUGCUGUUCUCCUUCGUCACAGCUCUCAUGUUCUCCUCCAUCGUCUGCAGUGUGCCGCACACCUGGCAGAGCAAGAGGACGGAUGAUGAGGAUGGAGAAGACGAGUCUGCUGCCCAAGGCAAUCGGGGGGCGGGUCCUCAUGAUAACCUGUACCGCGUGCACAUGCCCAGCCUCUACAGCUGUGGUAGCAGCUACGGCAGCGAAGCUAGCAUCCCUGCUACGGCCCACACUGUCAGCAAUGCCCCUGUUACUGAGUACAUGACCCAGAACGCAAACUUUCAGACCCCCAGGUGUGAGAACACGCCUCUGAUUGGCAGAGAAUCCCCUCCACCCUCUUACACCUCGAGUAUGAGGGCCAAGUAUCUGGCCACCAGUGGACCGGACCAGAACCGAAGGUCAGUCCCUAAUGACCAGUUGGACCCAGCCAGCCGACCACAUCCCCUCGCCAGACCACAGUCAUCUGUCCACUAGAACCUUCCAGAACCUACCAAAACCUCCUAGAACCUAUUGUAACCUACCAGAAUCUUCUAGACAGAACUCAUCAACCACAAAAGAACGGGAACAAACCAGAACCAGUUUUUCAUUCCACUAAAGAACCACAACCCACUAGAACCACCAACCUGUUGACACAGUAGUCCACGUAUAGAACCAGAACCACUAAGGAUCACAACCACCUCCUCAGCCCAUAGGAACCACUAAAAUAAACUUCUCAGAUUCACCUGAACAGACCACAGUGGGUUGAAAACCAGAGCCAACCAACGGACCACCCAGCCCAGCCCAGCUCACCAGAACAGAACCUCAACCAAUCAGCCAACCAACACCAACCUACCUACAGACUCCAGAAGAUCACCAUGAACCUUGUAGAUCUCCCCUCCCCCCCACCACC